Messenger RNA from Gekko japonicus, 379 nucleotides. Its product is annotated as iporin-like. Bases 104 to 379 code for a protein of 91 amino acids. The record is from RefSeq and is a predicted model, not a curated record. Lineage: Eukaryota; Metazoa; Chordata; Lepidosauria; Squamata; Gekkonidae. The transcript has 2 exons.
CUUCCUGCCUAUGCUUUCGGGGUGUCUCCUGCCCAUCACGGUCCUUCCAUGGGUAGCUGGGGUGUAGCAGCAGCAGCAGCAGGGGUCGUGGAGAGCUUUGCCGAUGAUGGAUAGCCCCCCGAAGCUGACUGGUGAAACCCUGAUUGUCCACCACAUUCCCCUGGUGCACUGCCAGGUCCCUGACCGACAGUGCUGCAGCACCACCCAGCGGACCAACCCCUUCUGCCCGCCCGAGGUGGGCGUCGCCUGCACCACCUCCCUCCCCGAGUGGGACCUCUCACAGACCGACUCCCUGGUCUACAGCAGCUUCCGCCAGGCUUCAGACACAGACCUGGCCCCGGCGGAGACGGCGGAGGACAAAGAAGGGAACCCGUCGUGA